CUUCCCGGCACUCCCCGCUCUUCCUGGAUACAGCGCCCAGCGGCGCGGGCUAUCCGUGACCACGUCGCGAGCUCCGGGGCCUCAGGGUCUGUGAGAGGUGCCUGUGGGCGCCUCCAGGCUAGUACCCUCGCUUCCUGCUCUCCCUGACGCCGGCAUGCCUUCCACUUUGGGCUGUACCGACCAGCCUCCCAUCCGGCCUUCCUAGGCCUCCCUCUUAGGGCCACUUCAACCCGCCUCCAAUGCCGGUUGGCACGGUGUCCACUCCCAGAGGAGAGCGGCCCUCAUCCACCCGCCCAGCAGGUUUAUGUGCAGCCUGCCUCGAGGGGCAUGCCGGGGAGGCCCUGCCAGCACUCGGGGAUAUGGAGGAGUUCCGGCGCUCCUAUAGCCGUCUGUGCAAGGAGAGUGGGGCUGAGCCCCAGGAUGCUGUUCUGCAGCAACUGCAGCAUCUGCGCGGUCGACUGGACCUAGCCACGCAGACCCUGACGGUGGACACCUGCAGGGCCCUGGGCAAGCUGCUACAGCACCAGACGCUGUUUACGGAACUCAUCCUCAGCGACUGCAUGUUGAGUGAGGAAGGGGCCACACUGCUGUUCCAAGGACUGUGUGUCAAUACUAUUGUUCGGCUUCUGGAUCUAAAGGGCAACAACCUUCGAGCUUCAGGGGCUGAAGCACUGGGGAAACUCCUUCGACAGAACCAGUCCAUUCAGAGCUUAACCCUAGAGUGGAACAGCCUGGGCUCAUGGGAAGAUGCCUUCGCCACUUUCUGUGGGGGUCUGGCAGCCAACAGUACCAUACAGCAGCUAGACCUCCGCAACAACCAGAUCAGUCACAAGGGGGCAGAGGAGCUGGCCCUGGCCCUGAGGGGCAAUACCACCCUCCAGCAGCUGGACCUGCGCUGGAAUAACCUUGGCCUCCUGGGAGGCCGGGCCCUGGUGAACUGUCUCCCCAGCAACAGAACCCUGUGGAGGCUGGACCUGGCUGGGAACAACAUCCCCGGUGAUGUCCUGAGAGCCGUGGAGCAAGCCAUGGACCACAAUCAAGACCGGCGCACAACCUUCCAGGAAAACCAGGCCCGCACUCACAUUCUUAGCAAAGAGGUCCAGUACCUCCAGGAAGAGAAGUCCAAACAGUUUCUGGAUUUGAUGGAGACAAUUGAUAAGCAGCGAGAAGAGAUGGCCAGGAACAGCAGGGCGUCAGCAGCACGAGUGGGGCAGCUCCAGGAAAUUCUGAAUGAGAGAUAUUCCAUCAUCAACUCCCUAAAGGCCAAGCUGCAGAUGACAGAGGCUACCCUGGCUCUGUCAGAGCAGAAGGCCCAGGACCUGGGUGAGCUGCUGGUCGCAGCAGAGCAGGAGCAGCAGAGCCUGUCACAGAGGCAAGAGAAAGAGCGCAAACUGGAACAACAGGAAGCUGCAGAACGGGAAUGUAAGCUCCUCAGAGACUUAUCUGCCACCAAUGAAAAGAAUCUGCUACUUAGAAGCCAGGUGGAUGAGUUGGAGCGGAAGGUGAAGUCCCAGCAGGAACAGCUGUUUCUGACCAGGCAGGAGCUAACCAACACAUCAGCAGAGUUGAAGAUCCGUGCUAUCCAGGCUGAGGAGCGCCUGGAGCUGGAGAAGAGGAGAGCCAAACAGAGCUUGGAGGACUUGGAAAAGCUGCACUCCAAGGAGGUGGACCACAUGACCCGCCACCUAGAAGAGAGUGAAAAGGCUAUGCAGGAGAGGGUGCAGAGGCUCGAGGCCCUGAGGCUGUCCCUGGAGGAGGAGCUGAGCCGCGUGAAGACGGCAGCCCUGAAUGAGCGUGGCCAGGCCGAGGAGGAGCUCAUCAAAGCCAGGAACCAGGCCCGCCUAGAGGAGCAGCAGCGCCUGGCUCAUCUGGAGGAGAAGAUGCGGCUGCUGGCACAGGCGAGAGAUGAGGCUCAGAGUACUUGCAUGCAACAAAAACAGAUGGUGGCAGAGGCCCAGGCACGGGCCAGUCAGCUCACCCUGCAGGUGGAGGGGCAGCGACGGCGCCUAGAGGAGCUGCAGCAGGAGCUGAGCAACAAAGACCAGGAAAAAGUGGCAGAGGUGACCAGGGUGCGGGUUGAGCUGCAGGAGCAGAUGGGCCGUCUGCAGGCCGACCUAGCUGCCCAGGAAAUGCUGAAGGAGAAAGUGGCGGCUCUGGAGCGUCAGCUGAAAGUAAUCGCGAGUGAACAUCGGGAGGCGCUGCUGGACAGAGAGAGCGAGAACGCUUCUCUCCGAGAGAAGCUGCGGCUCAAAGAAGCUGAGAUCACACGCAUCCGGGACGAGGAGGCCCAGAGGGCAAGCUUUCUGCAAAACGCAAUCCUGACUUACGUGCAGGGGUCGCCUCUGAGUCCCCCCAAAUGAGGUGCCGUGGGGAAGACGUGCCUGCUGAUCAGCUACACGACCAACGCCUUCCCAGGAGAGUACAUCCCCACCGUUUUUGAUAACUACUCAGCCAACGUGAUGGUGGACGGGAAGCCAGUCAACUUGGGGCUGUGGGAC
Molecule: messenger RNA, 2498 nt
Organism: Jaculus jaculus (lesser Egyptian jerboa)
Lineage: Eukaryota; Metazoa; Chordata; Mammalia; Rodentia; Dipodidae
Gene: Lrrc45
Product: leucine rich repeat containing 45
Exons: 19
Coding region: 240-2360 (706 amino acids)
Cellular component (GO): centrosome
Molecular function (GO): protein binding
Source: RefSeq, a predicted model, not a curated record